AUGGGCUGCCUCCCCUGCACAAACCUCCAGCCCGAGGUGCAACAUUUAAACGCCUGCUAUCCACCCUCCAAAGCCCUCCUCACCGCCGGCCCAGAAUUCCGUCCCCUCGCUCAAGACCUCUCCAAACUCACCUACUUUGCUACCAACAAACCCUCCAAACUCGCCAAAAUCGGCGAGGAGCUUGAAAAACGGGUCAUCAAGGAGAGCCAGCGGUCUUCGCAGGGGUACCCCAAAUAUAGGGCAUCCUUGCUCAUCAGCUUGGCUGUCUUGCGAGCCUUGCUGACAGAGUGUAAGCGAGAUAUUGCGCUGUUUGCGCGUCCCGCUUUGAGGAUCAUUGAUACUUGCUUGGGCGUCAAAGGUUAUCAGCAAGGGAGUUUGGAUCUUGAAGUGGUUGGAAGGGCGACAGCGAGCUUUAUCGCAUUCACCACAUACACCGAUGGUUCUCAGAUAGGGGCAGAUGAUGCCCUUACCAAGACCUACCUCAACAUCCUCCGAAAAUACGCCAGUAUGGCUACCACUUCCUCUACGACAAACUCUGAGAAGCCCGACCUCGAGCAGCAGAACCGUACCAGGCUCAUCGCUCUGGCUGCUCUCAACGGCGCAAUCACCUCCGACGCCAUCUUCUCCUCCUCCCGCGACUUCUCUCUCCAAUCCGCCAUCCUCAUCCCGCCCCUCUUGCAGAACGCAUUCGAAGAACCAAUCCACCAGCUCAAACAAGAGACCGCCAAAAUCGAAAUGGACGCCAGUCCUUCGCCGUUCUUUAGCGAGUUUGCAACCACCAAGGGUCCUGUUGCACAUAGGAGAGCCCCGAGUCUGCAUGCGCAUAUUCCCGGGGAGAAGGGCCCGAGUGGGGCGGAUGUGCUUUCGGCUGCUUUACGUUCUUUCCACGCGUUGGUGCGGCAGUGCAACGUCGCUCAAGCUUCUCUCGUCAUUGACCGCGCGGGGGAGUACUUGGACAAGACGAAUGGAUGGCAAGACUCCGAGAGGUGCUGCUGGCUUUCCGAGCGGUUGACUGCCUGUAUCACUCUCCAAUAUCGAUUUGUCGUCCCAACCCGGCUCGUCGAGGUUUUGGUCGACCUUCAGGAUACCGCUCCCUCUCCAAAACACACUUCUGCUCUGGCAAUGAUCUCCACCAUCCUCACCUCUACCACUUCCCUCAUCGGGCUCGGCGUUUCCGACCUCCUCCAAAACUUCAUCUCUCUCAUUAUCCGCCGCAUCCAUCUCUCUCCUCUUGAUGCCCUCUUACCGCCGCUCGUACAGUGCGUCGGCAGUCUCGGGACGCAUAUCUACUAUGCCGACCAGAUCAACGAUAUCGUUGAAGAGCUUGCGGCCAGGAUCAGUGAACUGCCUCUGCACGACAAGGCGAGGGGCGAGAUUAUCAGGGUCCUGGUGGCUUGUAUCACCGGGGUGAUGCUUGUGGCGGAUGCGGCCGAUGACCAGGCAGAAGAGAAGGUCAACGGCCAGUCUAACGGAGAUGUGGUACAGCCCGGUUCCCCUAGCAAGGGCAAAUCCCCUGCUCCUCCGGUUGAAACACCCCUCCCUACCCCUCUAUUCGAGCGCCCAAGACCGGUCUACCAUCCGUCCCGCCGUAACCCUAUUUCGCCAGAAGUAUGGCAGGAAACCCUUCCUCUGCUUUGUGAGGCCGACUAUGGCGUUCGAGCAGCUUAUGCGCGAGCGUUGAUACUGUUUAUCGAGACUGAAUUGCCUCGCGGGCGUAUACCGGGCAAGGCAGGCGAGCCUGGGACUGCCAUCAAACGCCCUCAGAGCGACGCUGCUACCGUCCGGUUCUGCAAUGCUCUCAAUGCUGCAGUGUACACGCUGGUGAUCAGUAGCUGUCUCGGUCCAGAGGGAGAUGGGGAGAGUACCGUUGGAGGGGGUACGAUGCCCGCGACUGCGCUGGGCUCGCCCGAGGUCGGUACAAGCGGUCUGGCCGCGACUGAGCUUCAAGGGCAUGAGAAGGAGUCGUCAGGUGGCUCUGCUUCUGGGCGAGCAACGCCUAAAGGCGAGAGAGGUGUGUCCUUCAAGUUCCAACCCUCGGAAGACAACUCUGCCAACACCGGCACGUCGACGCCACCCAAGAAGGCCCUCAAGCCCCGCAGGGUCUCUCUUCCGAUGACUCGUCUUCAGUCAUCCAACAACCUCUCCAUCUUUUCUCAUGUUGCCACACCUCUCGACUUUUCUGCUGCGCUGCGUAUUCUCGACGCUAUCCAUGUCGCGUGCCCCGUACAGGCUCUGAUCAGCGGAGUGCCAAUGUUGCUUGCGCUCGAUGAGGAUGCGGGUAGGGAGCUUGUUAGGCGUUCGGGAGACGGAAGGGCUGGUGCAUGGGUCCUGGAGAGAAAGAGGGCGGUGAGGGAAAUGGUCGGGUUGGUUUGGAGGAGAAUCGGAGAGAGAUGGGGAAUGGGAUCAGUGGAGCAGUUGGCUAAUGAAGCUCUGUCCCUUCUGCCGGAACCAUUCUUGAUUCCAGCAUACCCAGCCCCUCCCAGUCCUCCCACUCUCUUGACCGCCCCAGACCAGCCCACCGCUUUCAUCCCUCAUGCUCGCGAGGGCGAAUCAUCUGCUACCGCCAAGCCCCUCCUCGACCCCACAGUCUUGCUGGGGGCAUUGAGCAGGGCGGAAGUCGUGCAGGGUGCUACGGGAUGGACUGGGGGACAGACGGAGAGGGUGCUCGGUGCGAGAUGGAAUGUGGAGAGGGCAAUCCGAGAGUCUGUGGAGAGGUUUUCGUCUGCCAAUGUCCGACCGGACGAUGAUUCGCACUAUACCGCUGCCGCCUCUCUGCUCAUGAACAUGAAUAAUGCAAGCUAUCAGAGUGUCAAUGGUAGGCGCGUGUCAAGGGCCAUCGAUGUGACGGAUCUGAGGGACGCACUUGGCGGCCGCGCGGAUAUCAUCACCUCUUCAAACGCGCCUUCUGUCAACUCGUACGACGGCUCAUAUCAAUCCCACUCUCAGCAGACUACUUCCACCGCCAACGGCACUGCUCAUCCCGCUUCCCAAGUCGGCGCUGCUGCUGCGGGCGGUGCAGCUGGCAGACCGUUAAGCGGUCACGGGCAAAAAAGACCAGCAAGGGAGGCAGACGUCAAAGAGGUGCUGAAGGACAUCUUCAGGGACAAGAGGAAACAUGCUCGCGCUCGAAAUGGGCUCAGUCCGGAGCCCGGGGCAGGUGGCGUGACUGCUGAGCCCGAGCUGGCUGGCCAAGGGCAAGGUGAAGUGCAGAAUACUGCUGGGAUGGCGAAUGGGCUUGGAGCGAGCGAGCCGGAGCAAAAUGAGUCUGCCAAAGUUCCUAUAACGAGCAACGGGCCUCUGGACCUUUCGCUCGGCAAGCCUCUGAACUAG
Molecule: messenger RNA, 3330 nt
Organism: Cryptococcus wingfieldii CBS 7118
Lineage: Eukaryota; Fungi; Basidiomycota; Tremellomycetes; Tremellales; Cryptococcaceae
Product: protein EFR3
Exons: 4
Coding region: 1-3330 (1109 amino acids)
Biological process (GO): protein localization to plasma membrane
Source: RefSeq, a predicted model, not a curated record